Molecule: messenger RNA, 1907 nt
Organism: Pseudogymnoascus destructans
Lineage: Eukaryota; Fungi; Ascomycota; Leotiomycetes; Thelebolales; Thelebolaceae
Gene: SSH4
Product: Protein ssh4
Exons: 3
Coding region: 1-1602 (533 amino acids)
Molecular function (GO): protein binding
Source: RefSeq, a predicted model, not a curated record
AUGAAGCCCGCCCGCGUCCGCACCGCGCGGCAUGUCGACUCCGGCCCCGACCUCUUCGCCAACAUCUACAUCCAGUCCUCCUCUGGCGCCUCACACAGCCGUCCCGAGCCCUACACCGCCGGCGCCGGUGGCGUUGCCAGCAGCAGCAGCGUGAUGAUGGAGAGCUCGACGGCGAACGGGCUGCUGAUCGGGCUGCUGUCGUCGUUUGGGUCGGCGCUGUUCAUCGCGCUGGUGUUUCUGGUGGUGUACUUCUUUAGGUAUACCCAGGGAGGCCGCAUUCUGCUGGAUCGGAUUGGGAGGCCCGGGGAGUAUGAUGACGAGCAGAGAUUUUUGAGGGAGGAGGCUGAGGCGCUGGAGACGAUGGAGGAGGGGCAGAGGAUUGAUUAUUUGAGGGCUAAAGCCUUUAUCGAAUCGAAUCCGCCGGAUUCAUUACCUACCGACAUCUCGCUUUCACAAUACCUGGCUAUCCAAGAGAAGGGCGUAUCAGCGUGGGAGUUUGAGCCAGAACUGGAAAUAGCGAAUUGUUUCGUCGAAGCCAGGACGGAGAUUGAGUUCUUCGACAGCGAAUGCUGCGUCUUGAGCAACCUUCCCGUCCCGAAACAGAACGAAGUGUAUUAUUGGGAGAGCAAGAUCUACGAUAAGCCCGAGCAGACUAUGAUCAGCAUUGGCAUGGCUACUAAACCCUAUCCUCUAUUCCGUCUACCUGGCUGGCACAAAUACUCCGUAGCCUAUACCUCCACCGGCCAACGCCGCUACAACCAACCCUUCACCCCCACCUCCUACGGCCCCCCCUACGUACAAGGCGACGUCAUCGGCGUCGGCUACCGCCCCCGCACCGGCACCCUCUUCUUCACCCGCAACGGCAAGAAGCUCGACGACGUCGCCCACGGCCUCAAAUCGCAGAACCUCUUCCCCGCCGUCGGCGCAAACGGGCCUUGCACCGUGCACGUCAACUUCGGGCAAUCGGGGUUCGUGUUUAUCGAGGCGAAUGUCAAGAAAUGGGGACUUGCGCCCAUGACGGGGUCGCUGGCGCCGCCGCCGCCGUAUGGGAGUGAGCAGGGGAGUAUUCUUUUGGAAGCUGGUGGUGCGGGGGGUGGCGCGACGGAGACGGCGCAUAAUCAUCAACCGAGUCGUCAUGGGCGCACGAGGAGCGGGGAUAUAUUCCGCGGUCACACGACCAGUCCGGGGCCGGUGAGAAGCCCAACGGAUAUCUCCCUCGCGCAUCUCGUGCAUAUACCUCCCCCGACUGAUUAUGGGGGAGAGGGGAGCGCGGGACGGGUGGCGGGGUUACAUCCUAAUGCUGUUUUACACGCGGCGGGGCUGGGUAUACAACUCCCGCUCCCAGCACCCUCGACACAGGUGGUGCAGGGGGUCGUGGAGGAUCAUACGGCGCAUCCGCCGCCGGAGUACUCGAGUCCGCCGACGAGUAGGAGGGGGAGUGAUAGUGAUGGGGAGGGGGAGAGGAGGAGGUUGCUUGGUGGAAGUGGAAGUGGAAGCGGAAGUGGGAGGAGGGGGGGGAGGAGCCCGCCGAUCCCGAGUUAUAGUGAUGCUGUUGCUGAGGGAAGGAGGGGGGAGGAGAGGGGGAGGUCGGGGACUGUGUGAUUCCACCCCCCCGGUUUUCCGUUCCCGUUUCCGAUGCUGGAUACGUGGUGUGGUAUGCUGUUUUGAUGAGAGGGGAGGGUUUUUGGUUUUAGUGGGGGUUAAAAUGCUACCGAGGCGUUCAUACAGUGGUGCUCCCUGCAUCCCUUUCUUUUCGUUUGUCUUUUCAUCGUUUGGUUUCGGUCUGGUCUGGGUUUGGGGCAGGGGGGUAUAGCGAUCAUUGAUUUGGGUGGUUGGGAGAGGGACAUUGUCGAAUAUUUAAGCUUUGUUUUUUGUUAUUGGAGGGGAGUUCUAUUAUUUUUGGGGAG